Acytostelium subglobosum LB1 is the source of this 2604-nucleotide messenger RNA. RefSeq lists its product as hypothetical. The transcript has 3 exons. The record is from RefSeq and is a predicted model, not a curated record. NCBI's taxonomy places the organism in Eukaryota, Evosea, Eumycetozoa, Acytosteliales, Acytosteliaceae. The coding region runs from base 1 to 2604 and encodes 867 amino acids.
AUGGACAUCGGUGAUCCAUCAGACUCAACGUCGCCCUUCCUCAGUACCAAGCUCUACAGCAUGUACGGGAGUGGUCUGGAUGAUGACACUAGCUUCCUGAACGACAGUCAGUCCUAUGGCUCGGACCACGAGCUCACAAGCAUGGUCUUCACGCCUCAACCAGGCACGUCACAGACCCUUCAACACCACCAACCUCAACAACAUCAUCAAUUUUUACAACAGCAACAACAACCUGUCAGUGGAGGCAGCAGCGGCGGCGGCAGUCCAUAUUACACCACCAAUGGAUUCCAUCCAGGAAAUGUUGUGGCUGGCCACAUCAUGGCAAACCAUAUCAAUGUAUCAUAUGAUGACCUACAGGCCAAUCAUUGUAAAGACACAAAGCCUGACCAAUACUUAGGCUUCCUUAACCAACAACACCAUCACCAAAACAUCAAUCAACAACAACAACAACAAUAUAUGGUUGGAUUCUUUCCACCUCAAUCACCUCAGUCACCAACAAUGGUGACCAACAACAAUAAUAAUAAUCAAACUGGAUUGUCAUCAUCCACACAGUCGACACCAAACUCCACAUCACACUUGUUCUAUCAAUCAAACACACCCUCAUCUCCAGCAGCAAGCGCCACAUCAACGCAUCACUUUGUAAAUAUUCCAGCUGCAAACAAUAUGGCACCAUUCGGACUGGCUUCACCCACACUGGCGUCGUCCCUUGGUGACCACCAUACCAACUCGCCAAUCCCACCCAUCCCCAGCAGUCUAUCUGCCAUGUCUCCAGGAGCCAACACAUUCCUGGAGGUGUUUGCUCAGUCCCAGCAAUCCCCCAGUAUCUUUAGCAGUGGCAAUGUGCCACCAGUAUCUGGAAGCCCUCGUAAGCAAGCCAAACCAAGAAAGAAGGCGAGCAAGAAGAAUACAUCAACAGAGAAUGUGUUGGCGGCAGCGGCAGAGGGUGGUAGUAGCAGUCCAAACUCUUUAAAGUCCAGCAAAAAGUCCAACAGUAUGCCUAUAUUGAAGAAACAGUGUACGGCGUUCAAUAGUUCCUCGUCAUUGCUCUCUGAGAUAUCACCUGCAUCGUCAAGCUUUGUGGAUCGCUCAGAGAAUGGUCUCUUGCCUCAGGUGUUCAAUGAGAGCACAGCCAAUCCACUGGCCAGCUCCACUGACACCUCUGACAAUAGUGGACUGUUCAAUAUUGAAGGUGUCGACAGCGAAUCGACAACAACAACAACAUCAACAUCAACAGAUCAAUCCACAAACAACACAUCACCAUCAUCAUCUUCACUAAUCAAACCAACAAGAUCAAAGAAGAACGUCCAGAUCAAGGCAUCAAAGGACGCUCAGUCACCAGCGCCCAGCCCCAAGCUUUACUCAAUGUCGCGUCCUCCACAUACGUUGCUCACACCCGUCCUUUCGGGACUCACGUUGGCACAGUCACCGUUGUUCCAGUCGGCCACGGCACCAUCCCCAAGCCACCUGUUCUCACCUCUCAACCAAUCCACCACAUCACUUUUGACCGCUGGAAUGUCCAAGUUUGACCUGCAGGACUCGACCGAUGGUCUGCCGCCAUCGCGGGUACGUUCUCCCUCGCCAACAUCCUCUUCGUCGUCGACGUCAUUGUCACAGUCACAGAGCAUGGCCAGUGUGCUUGCCAACCCUGACUUUGUCAAGCAACUCAAAGAGACACUCGUGCCCAAUGAGGACAGUCGUCCCUCAAUCGAGGACAGCAUCAAGGCGCUGUUGGGUGUGAUAAACAGCACGUUGAACGACAGCACCAAGAAGGAGCUGUCUCAGUCGUUUGCCGAGCUCUCCAGUGACAGCACCACCUUUUUCCGUCUGCCCGAGUACGACACAAAUGUCAGUGCCGAGACCUUUAGAAAGAAGCUCAUCAACUUCCAUGCCUUCAAGCUACUGAUGCUGGCUGACCCCAACAAUGCCAGUAUCCCCUUGCCUCCAUGUACCAGCGUUCCACCCUCGCCCAGUCUGACGUCCUCAUCAAUGACUACUCCGCGAUACCAACCCAUCCAACCAUAUCCAAUGCAACAGCAACAACAACAACAACAACUCAACACAUCCACUACAGAUAUAUCACCACCAAUUGGACUAUCGACAUCGUCUGGCGUGAUGUUCUCGCCACACCUGCACUCCCCCAUCCCCGCACCACCCCAACUGCACUCAAUAUCCGAGUCACUCGACAUUCACAUGUCGCCACCCGUCCCCACCAGCUUCCUGGACGUCGAUCUGGAAGAAGGUAGCCACGACCACUUCCUCAGCGGCGUUGACAAGAGCCAUCUGGCAUUCACUUACGAGCACAUUGGCAUUGGCAGUGGCAGUGGCAGCAUGGUGCCACACACCACAUUAUCAAGCUCACACCAUCACCAUCAACAACAUCAGAUCAUCAGUCCCGAACACUCCAAUGACAGUAAUCAAUCCACAUCGCCAACAUCAUCAAUGUCAUCUCCACUGGACGAUCAUCAACCAAUCUCACCCAAAUCCUCUACAAUGUCACCCAAACGAACUAUCGACGCGAUGUACUACAAUGAUCACACCACUCACCAAUCACUAACAAACAUGUAUAAUACCACCAACAUUGAUCAACAUCUGCAACACUGGUGA